Messenger RNA from Marchantia polymorpha subsp. ruderalis, 1416 nucleotides. NCBI's taxonomy places the organism in Eukaryota, Viridiplantae, Streptophyta, Marchantiopsida, Marchantiales, Marchantiaceae. The record is from the annotation of a GenBank genome assembly.
GGUAUCACUCCUCAAGGUAUAGAGAUAGCAUCUCCGGGUGCAAGCUCUAGCCCAGCUCCUCCGCGUCAUUGAAUCUGCUGACUAUUGACGAACAAUGUUCCUCUCGAUUGUACCUUCUCAUCUUCCAGCUCGGCUCUUGAAAAAUUUCCAACCCCUACUCGAAUGCUACUAAAUCGAAUGCUUGCCUUCCAAAGAUUAGAGAGCGGGAAGAGAGCACAAAAUUAGGGAAAGCAGUGGAAGCAUUAGCGAGAAGAAGAAAGGAAGAGGAGAGGAGUGGAGAGUAGAGGAGGCUCUUAUGCGGCUCCGUCGAGAGAUCGGGCAUAUUCUUAGUGCGUCGCCAUUUUGAACUGUUGGAGACCGAAGUAUUGGACUUGGAAAUUUUUUUCCUUUGUUUGCAACUUGUGCUCGGAGAUAGAUCUGCCUCCGACCAAACUUUUCAUCUGCAGUUUCGGGAGCGAGGAUGAACGACAUCGAUGACCACUUUCCAGCUUGCGCGGUGGGCUGCUGUGUUGGAUGGGGCAUCUUCGGAGGGUUUGUUGCAUUUGUUUUGUUCCUAUUGUUUGGAGUUUUCGCUCUCGUGCCCGCCGGACCCUUUGAAGAACGGGAGAUCACUCUGGGCAUCGUGCUGGUCGUUCUGGGAUCAACGGGAGCAGCGAGCAUCGGCGGAUACAUCGCCGUGGGCAUCCCCUGUUUCGGAUGCGGGUUCUGCAUCGACAAGGCAUUGGAGUCGCCUUGCGUCUGAUGGCCGACUCUGAUGACGAGAUGACUGAACCUCCUGUUCCUGGCCGACUUUACGUCAUGACAAGGCACGCAGAACAGGCCGAGCAGCAACAUUCUAGAACGUGAACGUUUGAAGGAGGCCCGAGAAGACGAGAGACGCUGCAGAAGAGGAUUCCUGAUUAUCUCUCGACUCUAGAAGAAUCCUUCCGUUCUGUUCCUGCGGUGAAAACAUCAGUGCUCGGUUCCACGGAUCGAGCUCUUCGCGUCCAGAUCAUAAUGAACGAUGUUUCUCGAAAUUUGUGUUACACAUUUUCGAGUCGUUCGAAAUAUCGUUCGAAGCUGUGGCUCGCACGGUGUUUCUGGAAAUCUCUGAAAAGGAAGUCUGUAGGCAGGCGACUGAUCUUUGGAUGAAGGAAACCAAUUCGCAGAACUUCCAAGAGUCACGAGAGAAAGUUCUUUCAUAGCAUUUUGGUUUAGGGUGGACUUCGAGGAAUGAUAAGUUCUCAGAGAUCUUUUGUGCAACUCUCGCCGAGGACGAUGAUGAGGAACACAAUUUAGUCGACCUUAGCAGAAGACUACCGCAAGCAGCCUCGGCCUGUCAGUUGCAUUUUUAGUUGAGUCAGUGGUCCGAUGAGCUCCAAUCUUAUCUUCUGGAGCCAAUAAAGUCCGAUGUACAAAGUGUCCAGGUGCCCCAGU